Megalops cyprinoides (Indo-Pacific tarpon) is the source of this 1038-nucleotide messenger RNA. RefSeq names its product butyrophilin subfamily 2 member A2-like. The record is from RefSeq and is a predicted model, not a curated record. The transcript is spliced from 5 exons. The coding region runs from base 175 to 1038 and encodes 287 amino acids. Gene Ontology annotation, cellular component: external side of plasma membrane. Gene Ontology annotation, biological process: immune response; cell surface receptor signaling pathway; T cell costimulation. NCBI's taxonomy places the organism in Eukaryota, Metazoa, Chordata, Actinopteri, Elopiformes, Megalopidae.
GAACGUGAGCGUUCUUUUCAAAUUCCUCCUUGGUCAAUAGGUCCUUCAGACGUCUUUGAAGAUCUUUUUUAAGGGUAAUUCCCAAUCUGUGUAGUAUACUGGGAAAAUAUAUUCCCCUCUCUCCGUUUGUCUGCAAAGUUGGGCUUUUCGUUCGAUCGUCUUGGGAAAAAGAUAAUGUCAAUUGUCUACGGCUUGUUCUCUGCGCUCCUCACCGUCCACACCGAAGGUUUUUCCAUGCAGGGCCCUGCUGCAGGGUCUACUGUGGCCCAGCUGGGCGGAUCUGUGCUGCUGCCCUGCUCUGUGGACAGGCCCCUGGCCCUGGAGGAGUUGGAGGUGGAGUGGAAGAGGACAGACAGUCAGACCCUGGUGCACCUGUUCCGGGAGGGGGAGAGCAGGCCUGAAUCACAGCCGGACAGUUACAGGGAUAGAGCCACAUUCUUCAAUGAGCUGAUCCCCGAAGGGAACUUCUCUCUGCUGCUGACAAAUGUGUCUGCUGUGGACAGAGGGGUUUAUGAGUGUGUAGUUCACACCAGCCUGGAGUCAAACAGAAUAUCCAUGGAAAUAAAAGAUGUGGAGUGGCUGGUAGUAACAGGUUCAGAUCAGCCCAUUUCUGCGCAUGCUGGUGAGGAGGUGAUCAUGAAUUGCUCCGUGGACACACACAUCCCCGUGCAAGAGCUGCAGGUAGAGUGGUUAAACACGGACCAAGAUAUCAUGGUUUUGCUGUUCUCAGAAGGAGAAAGCAGACCAGAAUCCCAGCAUGAGUGGUACCAGGGACGAGCCCAAUUCUUCCCUGAGGAGAUUCACAAAGGAAACUUCUCUCUGAAACUGAGGGAUAUCAAAACUGAAGACAAAGGGGAGUACAUGUGCAGUGUCCACAGUGACAGCCAAUCGGCAAACACAACAGCAAGGCUACUGGAACUCGGUCUCUCUUCUCUACACCUCUCUCUGUUGGUCUUCUCAAUAUCUGCACCAUUUGUAGCACUUGGAACCAGUGUGCCAGCUCUCCUCUGUAUAAUCAAGGAAGGCAAAUGGAAGUAA